UUUGACUUUUUCAUUUUUGUUUUAAUGUUAUAAUAUCAUCAUCAUCAUCAUUAUCAUCAUCUCGCCCGUUUCAUUCUCUGAAUUGGCAGUUGCGGUCCAGUGUGCCUGAGUGAAGAUGUAUCUGGAGAAUAAGAGCAAUAUUGAGGUGGAGAUGUCUCAAACCGGAGGACAGGGUCACUCCAGCAGGGUAGGCCGCAGACAGUCUGACACUGUGGCUGGGAACUUUGAUGAGCUUCGUCUGCUGGAGGGAUUCUCUGGGAAAAGAGAAACGCAGAAAUUGCAGCAGGCUGCAGCCAUGCCCUCGGGACACUGCAUAAUCUACACUGACGUCCAUCAAGAUGAUAGGCACAGCUUCAGCAUGGUAAACCUCCUCAAAGGCAAAUCCAACCAAGCCAACCACACAGAACGGUCACCCCUUCUCAAGUUUCCCCAAAAUGACAGUAUCACCUACAUGACACUGCAUGAGUCCAGCCUGGGAUCUGGAGAGGAAUCAUGGGAGGCCAGCUCUGCUGAACUGGAGAGGAGGUGCAGGCUGGGCAGUGAGGUGGCCUGUCUCUCCCACAUCACAUCCAUGGAUAAAUGUGAACAUUACUUCAAACUAUCAUCACCCAUCAGGUAUUGCUUAAGGACAACAACAAUCAUCACCAUCUUCAUCAUUGUUGUUCUCUGUUCACUGUUUUUCAGCAUGUAUCCAGACAGGGAAAGCCCCUGGAGGAUGCUAGCAGUCUCAUCCACCGAAAGUUUCUCCAUGAAUCUUACUGAUUUUCGUGACAACUCCCUGCUGAAGCUGCAGGUUGGUGGGCCGUUUUUGGGAGGGAUGGAGGCAGUUCAAGAGACCCAGGAGUAUAUUCUGAUCCAGGUGGAGCAGACUGAAGAGGCGGGGUCUCGCAGGAGAAGAACUCAGCAGGUGCUUUAUAACUGGACUAUACCAUUGCAUUCCCAACGAAGUGACCAAAUUCUGAGAACAAGGACAUUUGAAAUGGUUAGCAGCGCUCCUAUUCUGAUCAGUGUGCAGGCCUUUCUGUUAGACAGUCAGGUGGUUCCUCUGUCCAUGACUCACCAGUCACUCUAUGUAACCGUGGAAACACAGGUGCUUAUCGCCGGAUUGAUCCUGGCAGGAGUCUAUGUGCUCAUCAUCUUUGAGAUUGUUCACCGCACUCUGGCUGCAAUGUUAGGAUCCCUGGCUGCUCUGGCAGCACUGGCUUUCAUUGGAGAUUUGGAUUGA
Messenger RNA from Sinocyclocheilus anshuiensis, 1225 nucleotides. RefSeq names its product P protein-like. Bases 116 to 1225 code for a protein of 369 amino acids. Gene Ontology annotation, biological process: melanin biosynthetic process; melanocyte differentiation. The transcript has 11 exons. The record is from RefSeq and is a predicted model, not a curated record. Gene Ontology annotation, cellular component: melanosome membrane. NCBI's taxonomy places the organism in Eukaryota, Metazoa, Chordata, Actinopteri, Cypriniformes, Cyprinidae.